Messenger RNA from Colletotrichum graminicola M1.001, 4923 nucleotides. RefSeq names its product gelsolin. Gene Ontology annotation, biological process: barbed-end actin filament capping; actin filament severing. The transcript has 3 exons. Lineage: Eukaryota; Fungi; Ascomycota; Sordariomycetes; Glomerellales; Glomerellaceae. The coding region runs from base 1 to 4923 and encodes 1640 amino acids. The record is from RefSeq and is a predicted model, not a curated record. Gene Ontology annotation, molecular function: phosphatidylinositol-4,5-bisphosphate binding; actin filament binding.
AUGUCGGAACAAGCCAUGGACGACGUCUCCAAGUUUUUACAAGAUGUCAAGGAGAUGAAUGCUCGCCGCACCGAGGAGGACGACGCCCGCCAACGCGAACUCGACGAAAAGAUUCAGCAGGAGAAGAGGGAACGCCAGGCCCGUCGCGCUGAACGCGCUCGAUCCAUUUCCCCUCAAAAGUCAUCCCCGGCCAACACACCACCGCCGUCUCGAGGCAACACUACACAGCUUUCCGAUGAUCUGAGGCUGUCCUCUCCUGGCCUCGAACUCACCGGCAGCCCUCGCCCUCGCUCCCGUGGCAGCCCGGCUCCCGAUACCAUGGAAAGAGUCUCGACCUCUCCUACCAAGGAAAACGAUUCCCCCUUUGACGCCGAUAAUAAGCGUUCGAGCGUGACCUCUCCUACCGGCGGUGUACCAGGAGCCCGACCGCUGUCGUGGCAGAGACGUCCCAACUCUCAGCACUCGGAUCGAUCCAAAAGUCGUCCCUUGUCCGUUGUCGCCGCAGAGAAUGCGGCCAGAACCUCGCCGAACCCCACGUCGGACCCCUCCUCCGCUACCGAGCAAACCUUUUCUAGGGAGCAGAUCUCUCAGGCAUUGGGUUCCAAAGACCCUGCUUGGUUUCGUCAGACGGCCGACCGUGCAAGCGCUGCAUCGGCUGCCAACCGCAAGACGCAGGUGGAGGAUACCGAUACCACCGACAUGUCGUCCAUGCGUGCCCAUCAGCUCCCAGGCCUGAGCCGCAGCUCUUCCACCGACUUGUCCCCCGAACACUCGAGUCCUACCAAGGAAAACAGGCUUGGCUCUCCCCUCUCCCUAUCCAGCGCCCAGAGGCUGGACCCUCCGGCUGAGAUUUCUCCCGAGAAUGACGCCACCGCGCAGCAACGUAUGCCAGUCAUGUCGUCGGGGUCGGGUCGCGCAUCACCCACGAGGCCCGUCUCGCCUACCAAGGGCAUGGGCGGCUUUGUCCAGAGUGCCAUGAUGAAGAGGUCAGAUAGUGUCAAGAGGUGGAGCGUAACAUCGCCUCCCGGACUUGUGCGCGCGGAUUCGGCUGCCUCGAGCCGAGUCGGCGAGCCUAGAUCGCGCCCUCAGAGCAUGUUCGUUCGCGACAGUACUGUUACGACUAGCGGUUCAUCCCACUCCCGUUCCCGUUCUCGCCCCGCCUCCCGACCUUCGUCUCGUCCCACCUCACGCCACAGCAAUCAGGAGCACCAGGACGAGACCGAGACCACGCCCAAGGCCCCCGCCGCAGCACCACCGUCAGAGGCUAAGCCAGACGCCAAAGAAGAAGAGCAGGAGAAGUUGACGCCGCCAUCCAGCCCUUCAAAGACUGUGGACGCUAGAAGAUGGAGUCCAACGAAGGCAAGCUGGCUAGAAACGGCACUGAACAAGCCCGAAGCACCGAAACCCAAGCCGCCAUCCACGCCCAACCAGCCAGCCUGGAUGGUCGAGCUCAACAAAGCCAAAGCGCAGAAGGCUGCCAAUUCCAGUGUCGACCUUGGUCGAAGCGGCUCUGUAGCGUCGAACAAACAUGAAGUCAACAUUGGCGGGUUAAUGCGGUCGACUCCGAUGGGCAGCCACGAGGCAAAAUCAUCCGUUAGCGGACUCAAGGGAAUCUACACUCCUGUGAACACUCACAAGACGGGCGGCAGCGUCAGCAGCCCGGGUUUCCGCAGCAGCACGAUUAAAAGCCCAACGAGCGAAAACAAGCCGGAAGAGACUACUGCUCCCGUGGAAAUCCCGAAGCGAUCCCCAAUCACAGAUAGCCCUGCCGUGGCCAAAGUCAAGCCCGAGACCCCUCCAAAGAAGGACUUCCGAGGUGGUCUAAAGUCUCGAAACGUUUCGGGAGACGGUGCGUCUCCUAGUGAUCCGGUCAAUGAGCUACAGAGUGUCUUUGGUAACCUCCGCCGGACGAAAACACAAAACUAUGUUGCGCCGGACGAGCUAAAAUCAAACAUCUCGCGCGGCAAAGCAGCCUUGAAUAUCACAGGCGGACCGAAGCCGAGCGAGCGCAAAGACGAGUUCAAGGAGGCGAUCCUGAAGAAAAAGGAGGACUUCAAAGCUGCUCAGUCCCAAGGCAGAAGCGUUGCUCGAACAAAGUCUAAUGCAUCCGAGAGCCCACUGCCUGAAGCUUUGUUGAAGAGACACGCGCUGAGCAAAUCAGUCUCGGGCAGGUCAGCUGCGACAUUGCCUUCAGCCAUUGAACACCGCAAAUCUGUCAGUGAACGAUCAAAGUCUGUAUCUCAGGAUGAGUCGAGCGAGCCCAUGCAUUUGCCCCGUUCCCCUCUGGUCAAGCCCCCUACAGACAGCUCGCCCGGCGUCCAUUCUCCGACAGAGCUCAGGUCCACGACGCCAACUCUCCAGAAAGAGAACAGCGCCCCUCCUGCCCGCCUCCAGGGACGUGCCGCUGCCGGUGGCUUGGCGGGUCGCUUCAAUCCUGCACUCGCGGGACUUUUGGCUCGUGGGCCUCCACUCAUGGCUGCCAAUGGAGGACGCGACACAGAGAAGGCUGGCGAAUCCAGCGGCGCAACCGAGCCUACAACUCCGGGACCUCAGCUUACGCACAUGACUAAGGGCCGUGCUCGCGGCCCGAAGAGAAAGGCUCCGUCCUCCAAGGGUCUGUCUGCCGGUCCUCCCGCCACAGAGUCGGCGAAUGAGCCGAAGCCAAGCUCAGCCGGGACCUCACCUGCGAAGGAAGAGCCGUCUCGUGCCACUGAGGAGCCCAAGAAGAGCCUCGAAAAGGAGGCUCCGGUGUCUAUCCAGGCCCAAGUAGCUGCUCAAGCAGCUGCCAAGAACAGGCCAGCGCCUUUCAAGCCCUUUGGAAAGUCCGCCGAGGCUCCUGUUGAAAAGGCUGUUGAAGCGUCUCCCGAGAAACCUAUCCUUCCCGCCACGGAAGAGGAGCCAGUUUCAAAGCGCAGGUCUCGGUCUCCGACGAUGAAGCUCCAGUCUUCCCCGAUAAAACAAUUCGAGGAGAAGCCUAUCGAGCCAACAGCUCAGCCCACUUCGCCCAAGAAGCUGGACAUGAAGAGAGUGUCCAUGUUCUUUCAAGAAAAGAACCAGGAGACCGCGAGGCCCGAGAGUCCUGGGAGAGAGAGCACAAAGGUCGAGAGCCCAAGGAGAGAGGAACCCAAGAUGGAAAGUCCAAAGAGGGAGGAGCCGACAAGGGAGAGCCCGGCCACAACGCCCAGCAUCAAGCCCAAGCCAGUCUUUGAGAAGGCUUUCAGCCCCCCGCCUCAGAAGACCGAGGAGGUUUCUCCUGUCAAGACUUUCGGACGGCCCUUGCCUGAGCCAACACCGAGUCCUGCAAAGAAGUCGUUUUCUGACAAGGUGGAAGAGCCUUUAUCCCCUGCCCGGACAUUUGGACGACCCUUGCCAGACCCCACCCCGAGAUCUCCCAUGCGGUCUCCCGUUCGAUCACCGGCCCCUAAUGAUCAAAUGGAUAGCCCCCACGUGGCACCUCUGAGGACCUUUGGCCGGCCACUGUCGAGACCCAGCUCACCUCAGAAGUCGAAUGACAGAGUCGACAGCGAACCGGUCGUCUCGGUCAGGGAUGCCGCGGCGAUGUUUGGCGGCUCGGUUGUCCAAUCACCGCCUCUCGAGACAAGGUCGCGAUUCGACACUCCUGCAUCUCCGGUCCCAAGGACCAGCACUCCCUUGGGGAGCUCCGCAAGGCCUCUGCCAAACCCACCUAAGCCAACAUCGCCAACAACCUCCGUAUCGCCCGUCCGAUCCCCGUCCAAGUCAAGUUCCGACGUCUCGACCUUGCUAGAUGACUUCUUUGGCACACAGCGUCCGCAGAGAGAAUACCGUCUCGAUACUGCCCAAGUGUUGAUGAAUAAGCCCUGUGUUCGCGAGAUUCAAAGCCAGGGCGCCAGACUGUUUCAGAUUACUGGUGACGGCAAGAAAAUUCCCGUGUCAGCACACAAUGAGCGCAUCCUGUUCGAAGGGGAGAUGUACAUUUGCGCCAAUGUAUUCACCAAUGAGGUCGGCAAAAGGGAGACGGAGGUAUGCUUCUGGAUCGGUGACGAGGUAUCGGACGCCACCGUCGAAGACGCUGCUCUGUUCGUCAGCCGUGAGGCUCGCUCGCUCGGCGGGAAACUCAUCAAGAUGCGUCAGGGCAGAGAGACGCCAGAGUUCAUCAUGGCUCUUGGCGGCAUGAUCAUCAUCCGCCGUGGCACCAAUGCCAAGUAUGACUCGUUGGCACCCAGCAUGCUCUGCGGUCGCCGCAUGCUCGGCCAGGUCGUGUUCGACGAGGUUGACUUUUCGUCCACGAGUCUCUGUUCUGGAUUCCCAUUCCUAAUUACGCAAUCAGGAAAGUGCUAUCUCUGGAAGGGCAGGGGUAGUGAUGUAGACGAGCUGAGCUGCGCCCGUCUCAUAGGUAUGGACUUGAGCUUGAUGGGCGAGCUCCUUGAAAUCGACGACGGCAGCGAGCCGGACACCUUUUGGGCCAUCUUCAAUGAUGGCACGAAGCCGCAUUCCGCGGACCACUGGCGCCUGAAGCCCAACUACGACAAGUACUGCCAGAGACUGUUCCGCUCGGACGCAUCUGCAGCUCAACAGGUCUACGAGAUCAGCCCUUUCACUCAAGCCGACCUGGACCCCUCGGGCAUCUAUGUGCUGGAUGCAUUCUUUGAAAUGUACAUCAUCGUCGGCAAAAUGGCGCAGAGUCAGUACGGCUCCUUCCGCAACGCCCUCGAAUUCGCGCAAGAAUAUGCCAUCCUGGCCAGUGGCAUGGAAGACCGUCCCUUCAUCCCCGUUUCAACAGUGGUGCUGGAGGGCAUCCCGAAAGACCUCAAGAGCGUGUUCCGGAAGUGGCGUGUCGAGGCGAGCCCGACCAUCAUGCCAAAGAAGACGCCCGGCCUGAAGCGCGGCAGAAGUCUGCGCGUCAUGCCCCUCACGCACGCUCUUCAAGCAAUGAAAGAGUAG